AUGACUCGCCAACCUGGAUGGAGGGAGGAGAUCACUGGUGUAUCGUUGAACUCGACUGGCAUAUUAUACGAUGACCCGCCGCCUCGGUACGGAUCAGGAAGUGGUCCCUACAACCUCGCCGAGGCUGCCUUUCGGGGCGACACAAGCAGAGUGCAGGAAAUAAUAGAAGUAACGAGAAACAACUUUGAUUCGGUGGAGAUGAAGAGAUACAAUGGAAUGACACCAUUAAUGGCAGCUGCUUUGAAUGGACACCUAGAUAUCGUCACGAUCUUGGUGCGGCACAAUAAUACUGCACUUGAGUCUCGGGACUGCGCCGGCGACACAGCACUAGUUUAUGCGGUGCGUGGAAACCAACCGAAGAUUGUGGGGUUUCUUUUGGAUGAAGGCAGCGACGUCAAUACAUCAAAUGGAAAAGGGAUGACUCCCAUCCACAUUGCAACAUGCGAAGGUCACUGGUCAUGCGCAAAAAAGAUGAUGACGCACUGGUCGGGAUGUAACCUUAAUCGCAAAGUGGAGAUGAAGAGCUACAAUGGAAAGACGCCAUUGAUGGCAGCUGCUUAUAUGGGACACCUAGAUAUCGUCAGCAAAUUGGUGCAGCACAAUACUGCACUUGAGUCUCGGGACCACUUCCGCGACACAGCACUAGCUUAUGCGGUGCGUGGAAACCAACCGAAGAUUGUGAGGUAUCUUUUGGAUGAAGGCAGCGACAUCAACACAUCAAAUGAAAAUGGGAUGACUCCCAUCCACAUUGCAACAUGCGAAGGUCACUGGUCAUGCGCAGAAAAGAUCCUGAUGCACAGGUCGGGAUGUAACCUCAAUCGCAAAACACACGAUGGACACACCCCAUUGAUCUUUGCCAUUGAAAAGAACGAGUCUUGCUUCAUUAAACUUUUGGUUCAACAUCCACGCGUUGAUCUCGCAAUGGCGGGUGCAAGAGGUUUCAACAGUUUACAUCACGCAGCGAGGAAAAAUAGCAAAAACACCGUUGAGAUGAUUUUGCAGAAAGCACCAGAUAUGCUCAACAUCCAGAAAGAUGACGGUUUCACUGCACUGCACAUCGCUGCUUACAACGGCUUCCUAGAUAUUGUGUUAACCCUUGCUAGACGGGUGAACUGCAAGAGAGAUCUUACAACCAUGGCUGGGAACACGGCACUGCAUCUAGCCAUUCCAGAAAUGCACACCCAGUGCAUUAAACAUCUGGUCAAGUUGGGCGCCAAUGUGAACACACAGGACGCAGAUGGUAAUACCAGCCUCCACCUUGUCAUGAUGAAAUCCACCAUGCAAGAUAGCCCAGUAGACUUCGUCGAACUCGCACUUUUCUUCAUCGAAAACCACGCUGAAAUCUACAUUAAGAACAACGAUGGAAAGAAUGUACUUGGUGUCACUGUUAAUCCAUACACUAAGAAGAUACUGAAAAAGGCUUACAAGAAACUGUGA
Messenger RNA from Asterias rubens (European starfish), 1437 nucleotides. Its product is annotated as ankyrin-3-like. The transcript has 10 exons. Gene Ontology annotation, biological process: protein ubiquitination. The record is from RefSeq and is a predicted model, not a curated record. Gene Ontology annotation, cellular component: cytoplasm. Bases 1 to 1437 code for a protein of 478 amino acids. Gene Ontology annotation, molecular function: ubiquitin-protein transferase activity; protein binding. Lineage: Eukaryota; Metazoa; Echinodermata; Asteroidea; Forcipulatida; Asteriidae.